This is a messenger RNA of Kazachstania africana CBS 2517, 1302 nucleotides long. RefSeq names its product oxysterol-binding protein related protein HES1 (gene HES1). The transcript has a single exon. Gene Ontology annotation, biological process: maintenance of cell polarity; endocytosis; exocytosis. The record is from RefSeq and is a predicted model, not a curated record. Gene Ontology annotation, cellular component: membrane; cytosol; intracellular membrane-bounded organelle. Gene Ontology annotation, molecular function: oxysterol binding. The coding region runs from base 1 to 1302 and encodes 433 amino acids. Lineage: Eukaryota; Fungi; Ascomycota; Saccharomycetes; Saccharomycetales; Saccharomycetaceae.
AUGUCAUCUCAAGCAAACUCAUCCUCAUGGACUUCUUUUUUGAAGUCAGUUACUUCUUUCAAUGGUGACCUUUCAUCCUUAACAGCUCCACCAUUUAUUCUGUCUCCAAUUUCAUUAUCAGAAUUUUCACAAUAUUGGGCUGAACACCCGGACUUAUUCUUAGAACCAUCAUUCGUCAAUGCCGAUAACUUCAAGGAACAUUUUGUCGAAGAUCCAGAAGUGGAAUCUGCUGAAAUUGUAAGAAUGAUAUGCGUUGUUAGAUGGUUUAUUGCUACUUUAAGAUCUCAAUACUGUACCCGUAAUGAAUCUACUGGUUCAGAAAAGAAACCAUUGAACCCAUUUUUAGGUGAACUUUUCGUUGGUAAGUGGGAAAGUAAAGAAAAUGAAAAUUUUGGUGAAACUAUCUUAUUGAGUGAACAAGUAUCACAUCACCCACCAAUGACUGCAUACACUAUUUUCAACGAUAAGAAUGAGGUCAGGCUAGAGGGUUAUAACCAAGUCAAGGCAUCUUUUGGUAAAUCAUUGACCUUAUCUGUCAAACAAUUGGGUCAUGCUAUAUUGAAUGUUAAAGACGAAUCAUAUCUAAUCACUUUACCACCUUUACAUCUUGAGGGUUUAUUAGUUGCCGCCCCAUUUGUAGAAUUAGAAGGUAGAUCUUACAUCCAAUCUUCAACAGGUCUACACUGUGUUAUUGAAUAUUCUGGUAAAGGUUACUUCUCCGGUAAGAGUAAUUCUUUUAAAGCAAGAAUUUUUAAGACUGCAGAAGAUGCCAAGGAUAAAGAAUCCGCUUUAUACACAAUUUCUGGCCAAUGGUCUGGAACCUCCAAGAUUUCUAAAGGUAAGACUGAACUUGGUACAUUCCAUGAUGCUAAGGAAGCUGCUCCUGAACACUUAACUGUCAAACCAAUUGAAGAUCAACACCCAUUAGAAAGUAGAAAAGCUUGGAAGGAUGUUGCUGAUGCAAUUACUCAAGGUGACAUGACUUUGAUUGCUCAAACUAAGAGUACAUUGGAAGAAAGUCAAAGAGAAUUAAGAAAACAAGAAGAAGAAAAAGGUAUUGAUUGGGAAAGAAGAUGGUUUAAAGAUAUUAAUUAUGAUGCAUCUACUGAGGAUGAAAAUACAAAUAUACCCCAAGAAAAUGAUAUAUUCACCAAAUUAGCAGAAAAUUUCAAUUUAUCCACUAAAAACGUUGCCAGUGGUACCUUAGUCGGCGAGAAGGACGAUAAAAAGGAAGGUGCUACUUCUAUACAUUGGAGAUUCCAAAGGGACUUGUGGGAUGCUGAAAAGGAAGUUGUUGUAUGA